Messenger RNA from Mycena citricolor, 802 nucleotides. Lineage: Eukaryota; Fungi; Basidiomycota; Agaricomycetes; Agaricales; Mycenaceae. The record is from the annotation of a GenBank genome assembly.
GUCAACUCCUCUUUCUUCAACGAUUGCACGCAGUGCACUGUUCAACGGACUACUUGAAAAGCUUGCCAAAGAUUUCCCUCCGCAUGACCUUUCUUUCCCUCUUUGUUCUCGUGACCUCCCUCUUCCUACAACGGCUUAAACAGAGGACCGCCAAAGCCUGGUAGACUCGCAUGGGAUGUCUGAGCCGCCGAGAAUCUAGCCACUUUCCAAGUGCGGUCCGACCACGAGGGUUGUGGGUGUGGAUCUAGAAAUGCUUGUCCAUCCGCGAAGGCUCAUUAGGCCUUCUCCCUUUUACCUCGCUCAAACUUCAAGGGCAUGUCUUCUGUUGGAUUACUACGCACUCUAUCCGCUUAGGGACUCGCGCUCUUCUUGCUGGGCUGGGGGCUCUCGCACUCAUCACACACGCCGUGUAUCUCUGCACACCAGGGGUGGUGGUUCGACUUGGAUGUGCCUUCUGUAUCCGGCUCAACGCAUUGCGCUUCGGCCACUCAGGAGGAACCAACACACAUCGUUCAGAGUUGUCCGGAUCUUUGUCGUUGUUUAUUGGGCCCGGCAAGAGAGGGAGGGAGCGAGAAUGGAUGAGAACUCUUGGUAAGCUGAGUUGCCAAAAAUCGAUUCGAAGAGCAAGAAUACGAAACCAAUCUACGUGAUUCUGGGAAGUGUUGGGCUAAGUCAUACUAUCUCACUCAGAAUUGCCGCCGGCGCAUCUGCGGCUCCAUGUAUUCCUCGUGUUUUUGUUCGCAGUACUGUUCUCAUUCGUCCCCCGAAAUUCAUCCACCCGCUCUUUUGUAUGUGGUCUUCU